AUGGCGUUCAACGGCUCCUCCUACUCCGCGACGCUGAGCCCGAGCUCGGAUUCCGGCUUCAGCGCCCACCACAACAUCCUGUCCAGCUCAAUCGCAUCCCUCCAGUCCUCGUCCACUCUAACGCGCCCCACGCCGAACCACAUCUCCAAGACCUACCGCCAGGCCUCGCAGCUGUUCCUGACCCGCCGCCUGCCCGAGGCUCUGUCUACGGUACAGCCCCUCAUCACACCGCCCUCGCCCGACGAGAACGGGGAGUCCAACGGGGAUGCGGAGAACGAACCCGCGCCCAUUGCGAGGGCGAGCCGAUCCACACGCAUCAAGGUCUGGAGUCUGUACCUUACCAUCCUGAAUGCGAUUCUGGAGCUCGACCCCGACGAGGGCAAGGAUGCGUUCGGAACACAGGAAUGGAGAGCGCUGUGCACCAAAGUACGUGAAGGAGGAAUCUGGGACGAGGUGGUACGUAAUGGGUAUCAUGGGGUCGAGGGUGAGGUGGACUCGGAUGUCGUGAUAAACUUAGCCACUUUACUGUUGGCACAUGCACAUACACAAGAGUUGAACCAGAAACGUUUAGAGAAUUAUCUGGCUGCAUCCCAGCAGCCUAACCUGGAUAUAUCCCAGCGGCUGGAGGAAUCACAAUCGCCGAGACUGUCAUCACGAGGCCGGAAAUCCCCUUCCAAGUCCAGGAGAGGAACUAGCGGAGCCGACACGCCGCGCGACCUGAACGCCAGAGUCAAGAUCCUGGAGCUCUAUACGCUACAUGUGCUACUACGCAACAAUGAGUGGGACUACGCGCGGGAGUUCAUCAGCGUGUCAUCGGUGCUCGAUGAGGAGCGUCGAGAUGCCUUCCUCCAGGCCCUCGAAAGUCUGCAGGAGGAGCAGCAAGAGGAAGAGCGCCGGGUAAAGGAGGAAAAGCAGAGGCAGGACGACCAACUCCGAAGGGAUCUCGAAGAGGCCCGCCGAAUGCGUGCCGAGAACGAAGCGAGAGAACGCAAGAGGCUAGAGGAAGAGCGCGCACGGCGGGAGGGCAGCGAGGUUGAUUACGGUAUCGAGCAAACACCAAGUACCAACGGGUCCGCCAAGGGGAGACGUACGCGGACCAGCUCAUCGGCCUUGUCGAAACCAAAGCCGGCCAAUAGCAAGCCCGUGGGCCCUCCAAGUUACAGUGCGCGGGCAGCCAUGAUCCUGUCAAAUUUACGAGUCGUAAUCGAGCAGCUCGGGGCGUCGUUCAAGACAAACCCGAUGCUCUUGAUGCGGUUCGUAGCCUUCAUCGUGGGGCUGUUGGUCAUGUUUGGGAACCAGAGGAUACGUGAGAGGAUAACGCGUGUCCUGGGUACCGGCUGGAACAAGGUCAAGGCGACUGCGGGAAUGGGCGUCAAAGUCAGCUAUAUUUGA
Molecule: messenger RNA, 1392 nt
Organism: Neoarthrinium moseri
Lineage: Eukaryota; Fungi; Ascomycota; Sordariomycetes; Amphisphaeriales; Apiosporaceae
Exons: 2
Coding region: 1-1392 (463 amino acids)
Source: RefSeq, a predicted model, not a curated record